AUGUCAUUUCCAAACCUUUAUACACACCGCAAGGUGGCCGAGACAAAGGCAAAGUCAUGCGACAUCUGCUACCGGCUCAGCACCAGCGUCCUCAUCACCGCAGACAACAAGGAUUUCUUUUACAUCUGCCCAAGCCAUCUUAAGGAGCCGUCGUUCUGCACCCCAAAAAUUGACACCGAAGCUAUUGAGGCCCGGAAGAAGAAGGAGCUAGAAGAAGAGAUUGAGAGAGUGAAGAAGGAGUACGAGGAGAAAAAGAAGAAGAAGGAAGAGGAGAAGGGGAAGGAAGCGGACAAGGAGAAGGAAAAGGAUAAGAAAGACGAUGACAAGAGCAAAGAUAAAGAUGAGAAGAAGGAUGAGAAAGACCAGGAAAAUUCCAAGGCCUCUAGGAGCACAAGUAGAGAAGGGACCAAAUCGCCCCCCGUGGAAGAAGAGCCAAGGAUAUUUGAACUCAAGCCUACAUUCUACCAACAACGCCUGUGGAAGAAGAGGCAGGCUGAAAUUGCAAAGCGCAACCGUGAAAGACUGCAAGAUCCAACCUUCUUUCCCUCGGUUCCCAAGAAUCUUCCAUGAUUGCGUCGUCUCACGCUACCAGAUAUACUUUAGACGGACAGACAUCCUUUGUUGAUACCCUUUAGCCUUUGUCAUUGAAUUACUCUCUAGUUGAAGCGUCAAUAAAGCUGCAUAAACACC
Messenger RNA from Neurospora tetrasperma FGSC 2508, 690 nucleotides. RefSeq lists its product as uncharacterized. Lineage: Eukaryota; Fungi; Ascomycota; Sordariomycetes; Sordariales; Sordariaceae. The record is from RefSeq and is a predicted model, not a curated record. Gene Ontology annotation, biological process: vacuolar transport. Bases 1 to 570 code for a protein of 189 amino acids. Gene Ontology annotation, cellular component: endosome. The transcript is spliced from 4 exons.